AUGGAAACACCAGCUAAAGACAUCCCGAAAGGCUGGACGAACAACCCCCGGCUCUUCGAAGGGUUUUUCGACUAUGACUCUGCGGAAGCCCACCUGGCCCGACGCCAUGGGAUAAAUGAUCCUAAGCCUCUGUUGAUGACGAGCCCUGAUACUGGGGACAUGGGAUACAUAAUCACGUCGGGUGGCCGCUUUUACUGGGGUGAUCUGAUGGUUGAUCACAUCGCUGAGAUCACCAAGCCCAGGACCUGGCCGGAGAUUUUGCGCGCUCUUGCCACGAAGGGGGAGAGAGGAUUGAGGAUGAAGGUGCUCCGGCCCGUGGUUGUAGAUGAGGAGCCCUGGGAGGAGGAGGAAAUGAUAGUUGAAGGGCAAGGCCCGUCUGUUGUUUCCAGUUCAGACGUUCCUUCCACUUCGGAGAAGGGUAAAACCGAAGAAGAGGCAGCGAAGGUGCAUGGGUUGGCCCUGUGGAGCCGCUACGUACACAUUGCUCCUGCCUACGACGAUCGACUGUCUGGGAGGAUCUGGGAGAGCCUCUGGGACCCCUGUGACAAUUGCCAAGUCCUCAUCAGCAUCAACAAGGGCAAUAUUCUCAACUUUGGCCGAUUGACCGGAAGUGUGGGAGCCCCGCCUUGA
Molecule: messenger RNA, 630 nt
Organism: Aspergillus lentulus
Lineage: Eukaryota; Fungi; Ascomycota; Eurotiomycetes; Eurotiales; Aspergillaceae
Source: RefSeq, a predicted model, not a curated record